AUCGAUAUAUACAAAUAUCGCAAUUUUGCGAAAUACUUAUGGUUUUUUUGUUUUCAAAAUGCAGUCGGAAUACGCGAAUGAUAUACACUUGGAGGCCAUUGAGGUGCUUCUGAAUCACAUUCUGUACGUGCGCGGCAUAUAUCCGGCACAAAUCUUCAAGAAGCGACGAAUCUACAACACACCGGUCUACGUAUCGAUCUAUCCCCCGCUGAAUACAUACCUUGCCGGCGUUCUGCGAUCAGCGCGGGAGCUACUUGCCCGGCGAGAUCUAAAGUGCUUUGAGAUCAUUCUGUAUCACAGCGAAAACCAGCCACUUGAGAGCUAUAUGCUGCAGUUAGAUAUACUGGAGUCGGGGGCCGCCAGGCAGCCAGCGGAGGAUCCGCACCUGAUCGAGUACGAGCAGCAGCUGCGUGUCGCCCUGCACAAGCUGUCGGAGCGCGUCAAGCCGUUGCCGAAGCUUCCCGGCAACUGCCAGUUCAAGGUGCAUCUGCACACAACACAGACGGCCUUUGUCCAAUUCAGCCACGAGGCACAGUACCAGGACUUUCCCUGGCUGCAGGCCGAGACUCCACAACAGAUGGACGCGCGAUCGCCGAAAGUAUGCCUCCUGCCUCUGGCCACAGUCGACAAUGUGGGAUUGAAAAUGCAGGCGCGCAUCUUUGCUUGAGAUGAUUGUUAUUUCCGGUUGAUAAUUGUUUGUAUUAAAUCAAAAUGUUACAUUGAA
Molecule: messenger RNA, 724 nt
Organism: Drosophila subobscura
Lineage: Eukaryota; Metazoa; Arthropoda; Insecta; Diptera; Drosophilidae
Gene: PolZ2
Product: mitotic spindle assembly checkpoint protein MAD2B
Exons: 1
Coding region: 59-667 (202 amino acids)
Cellular component (GO): zeta DNA polymerase complex
Source: RefSeq, a predicted model, not a curated record